Molecule: messenger RNA, 1211 nt
Organism: Lagenorhynchus albirostris (white-beaked dolphin)
Lineage: Eukaryota; Metazoa; Chordata; Mammalia; Artiodactyla; Delphinidae
Product: inteferon-activable protein 208-like
Exons: 2
Coding region: 436-684 (82 amino acids)
Source: RefSeq, a predicted model, not a curated record
GCAUAAAAACUGAUAAUGCUUCUGCAUAUCACUCUCAAAAAUGUCAGACUUUUUUUGCCACACAUAAUAUACGGCAUGUUACAGGUAUCCCAAGAAACAGUACGGGACAAGCGGUUAUUGAACGACAAAACCGCACUUUGAAAGAAAUGCUUAUAAAACAAAAAGAGGGAGAUGAGGUACAAAGUCCUAGGAAAAGAAUACAUAUUGCUUUAUUUACUCUUAAUUUUUUGAAUCAUGGAGAAGAUGAUCUUAGUGCAGCUGACAGACAUUGGACAAAAAUAAGUACACAAGAACUUAGACAAUCUGUUUUUAUAUUAAAUGAAAAUACUAACACUUGGGAACCUGGCGAGGUUCUUCGUUGGGGUCGAGGAUAUGCUUUUGUUUCUGCAGGAGCUGAAGCCUAUUGGGUGCCGGCUAAGAAGGUAAAGCUUCGGGAUGGCAACUAAGCGUAGCCUUGAUGUGACGGGAAUGAUGAAGGGAUUUGCCAAGAUGGAUUUGAGCAAGAGAGCAUUCCGUGUGCCAUUGGAUCAAACAAAGAGGGCGUCUCCAUUGACUUGGGGGCAAGUGAAAAAGUUUGCAGGCACUGCUGAAAAUCUUGUCAUUUCACAGGGUAAACCUCUCACUAGCACCAAUCUUUUUGUAGCUAUGUUGGCAAUGUUGUCUGCACAGUCCGACGACGAGUGAAAGCUACCCGCCAUGCAACAUCGCAACAAGCUGCUGUGUUCUCCUUGAUGCUGCACAAGCUGCAAAAUAAUUCCAUGUAGUUUAGUACCGAGAGUAAUGCUGCCGUGUUCUCCUUGAUGCUGCAAAAAUUGUAAAACAAAAAAGGGGGAAAUGUAGUGGGAUAACUGAGGACAUGGAAAGGAGAUGUGAUCCAUGAGCCCUCCCCCCCAGCAAACUGGGGGCUGGCGAAUAAGCCAGAACUGCAAACAGUCCUGAUUGCUUUGAGGCCCCCUGGCAAACCGGGGGCAUGCGAAUAAGCCAGAGUUGUGAACAGUUUUGAAUGCUUUGAGCGCCACCCCCGGCAAACCGGGGGCCUGCAAAGAAGCAUUGAGUGCUUUGGGCACUGAUCCAUGAGAUGUCCUCAGUAUAAUCAGAGUGGUGGGAAUGCAAGGAAAUGUCCUUGUGCUACUUCAGUAUAAUCAAAAUAAUGGUGGGAACUUUGUGCUGCUUUUGCGCUCAAGGACAAAGCACGGCAGGUGCUCACGAAA